AUGGAAGACCGUCGAGCAGGGGAAACAGAGCCGCAAAAAUGGGCGAUGACGAGAGACGGGUUGGUGUCGGAAUUGAAGAAGGAAAGCUCCAUCGCAGCUCCAAUGGUGGCCGUCUCUGUCCUUCAGUACCUUCUUCAGGUCGUCUCGCUUGUAAUCGUAGGCCAUCUCGGCACCCUCCCGCUCUCCAGCGUCGCCAUUGCCACUUCUCUCACCAACGUCACCGGCUUCAGCCUCCUCUCAGGAAUGGUGGGGGGAUUGGAAACGCUAUGCGGGCAAGCCUACGGAGCAAAGGAAUACAAGAAGCUGGGAACGUACACAUACAGCGCCAUCAUCACCCUGCUGAUCCUCUGCCCGCCGAUCUGCCUCCUCUGGUUUUUCAUGGACCGGUUCCUCGUCUUCGCGGGCCAGGACGAGGCGAUAGCCCACCAGGCCCGCGAUUUCUCGAUGUGGCUGAUACCGGGCCUGUUCGGCGCGGCGAUACUGAAGCCCACGACCCGAUUCCUCCAGACGCAGAGCGUGAUCUUCCCCAUGCUGCUGAGCUCCUCGUUGGUGCUCUGCUUCCACGUCGUUGCUUGCUGGACGCUGGUUUACAAGCUGGGGAUUGGGUACGUCGGAGCCGCCAUGGCGAUCAGCUUCUCCACUUGGCUUAACGUGUUGCUGCUGGCUUGUUACGUUAGGUUGUCUCCAGUGUGCGAGAGGACGCGUGGGGAUUUGACUGGAGAGGCGUUUCGUGGGGUGAAGCAGUUUUUCCGCCUUGGCAUCUCCUCUGCCCUCAUGGUUUGUCUGAAAUGGUGGUCAAUGGAAUUGCUGAUUCUGCUUUCUGGGUUACUGUCCAAUCCCAAGUUGGAGACAUCGGUUCUUUCUAUAUGUUUGUCAAUCUCCACGCUACACUUCACUGUGCCCUAUGGACUGGGAGCUGCCGUAAGCACGCGGGUGUCGAAUGAGUUGGGAGGUGGGAGGCCGCAAUUGGCUAGGACGGCAGUUGUCGUGGCAACGUUUCUCGCAUUCACAGAGAGCGUCAUAGUGAUCGCUGUCCUCUUCUUCUGUCGACGAUUUGUUGGGUAUGCAUUCAGCAGGGACGCCCACAUUGUUCACUAUGUCGCCACCAUGAUCCCUCUCCUAUGUCUCUCGAUUCUCACCGACAGUUUUCAGGCCAUCCUUUCUGGGGUCGCAAGAGGGUGUGGAUGGCAGCACGUCGGGGCUUACAUAAAUCUUGGAUCCUUUUAUUUGGUUGGGCUUCCAUUAGGGUGCGUUUUGGGCUUUGUGGCACAUUUGAAAGGGAAAGGCCUUUGGGUUGGAAUUGUAGCUGGCUCCCUUGUACAGGCCGCAUCUCUCUCUAUAUUCACGGCUUGCUUGGACUGGGAAAAACAGGUUAGUUCGUGGGAAAGUAACAUGAGCAAUUUUACAUUAGUGUUAUUGGCUUUUAUUUUUAUGGUACAAUUUGAAGUUCUAUCUUUAAUAGUUAUGUUAUAA
Molecule: messenger RNA, 1473 nt
Organism: Linum tenue
Lineage: Eukaryota; Viridiplantae; Streptophyta; Magnoliopsida; Malpighiales; Linaceae
Source: the annotation of a GenBank genome assembly